Messenger RNA from Pangasianodon hypophthalmus (striped catfish), 1699 nucleotides. RefSeq names its product vesicle (multivesicular body) trafficking 1 (gene vta1). The transcript has 8 exons. The coding region runs from base 85 to 1002 and encodes 305 amino acids. Gene Ontology annotation, biological process: late endosome to vacuole transport via multivesicular body sorting pathway. NCBI's taxonomy places the organism in Eukaryota, Metazoa, Chordata, Actinopteri, Siluriformes, Pangasiidae. The record is from RefSeq and is a predicted model, not a curated record. Gene Ontology annotation, cellular component: multivesicular body.
UUCCUGACUCAUCACACCCGGAAGUGACUCCUUCUCCGUUUGUUGUUGUCCGUGUUGUUGGAUUAGUGGCAGUGCAGCAGCAGUAUGGCGGUUCCCCCGCAGUUAAAGGCCGUUCAGCAUCACUACAGAACAGCGCUGGAGCACGACAGCAGAGACCCGGCCAUAGCCUACUACUGUCGUCUUUAUGCCAUGCAGACAGGGAUGAAGCUGGACAGUAAAACUCCAGAAUGCCGUAAGUUCCUCGUGAAGCUCAUGGAUCAGCUGGAGAAGAUGAAGCAAGAGCUCAGCAACAAUGAAUCCAUCUCCCAGGAGAUUGUAGGCAACGCCCAUAUCGAGAACUACGCCUUAAAAAUGUUCCUCUACGCCGACAACGAAGAUCGAUCAGGUCGCUUCCACAAGAAUAUGAUCAAGUCUUUCUACACCUCGAGUCUGCUGUUCGACGUGCUGUGUGUGUUUGGCGAGCUGUCAGAGGAGAACAUUCAGCACAGGAAGUACGCUAGAUGGAAGGCGACCUACAUUCACAACUGCCUAAAGAGCGGCGAGACUCCUCAGGCAGGGCCUAUUGGCAUGGAAGGGGAAGCGUAUGAUGAUGAGUUCGGCACUGAAGCUGGAGGUCCAUCCCACGCUUCUCUUGGUCCACCUGAGCCACAGCCCUCCUCCAGUGCGGAUUUGGCAGCGCAAGGACCAGGAUCUAUGCCUCCACCCAACUAUAACACCAUCCAGGUUCCUCCUGGCUCUCACGCUCCAGCCAACACACCUGCAGAUCUUCCCCAUCCAGCAGAGUCUGUGAAACCAGUUCCUGUUCCCCGGAGCGUGCCAGUGGGUGACCCACUGCCCCUCAACAUUAAACAGCAAGGUGAUGUGCGUCUCACUCCGGAGGACUUCACUCGGGCUCAGAAGUACUGCAAGUAUGCGGGCAGCGCGCUACAGUAUGAAGACGUCCCCACUGCCAUCCAGAAUCUACAGAAAGCCCUCAAGCUUCUAACCACUGGCAAUGAAUGAGAGCUUUGUGUGCUUACUCUAUCACUGAUCUGGCCCAUACGAACUGCGCAGCUCUACUCGAGAUCACUCAAUAAAACAUCUGUUCCACAUCUACACUCCCAGUGGCUGCUCAUAAAAAAAAAAAAAAAAGAUAGAGAUUAGGAUUAUAAUCUUUCAGGUGCAUGUGAAUUUGCCCGGUAAUGAAAUGCUGAAUUAAGUUAAUGGAAUGCAAUUAUUAAUGACCCCUGGAUUUAAAAGACUAGAACAGUUCCAGAUUUUUCUCUUUUCUUUUGAAUAGUUUAAAGCACUACUCUGUCUCUUUUCUGGUGCAAGGGUAUUGCGAUGAUUGCGUUUCUGCCUCCAGGCUGUUAGGUUUAACAGAACCAGACAAUGACUCCUUUAGAAAUGUUUACUUUUGAAUGGCAGGUCUGUCUGUUGAAGUGUCCUCAUGAGCAGCGGCAUGAAUGCGGGUUCACUUACUGGAACACCGGACUGUGUGUUUGUGUGUUUGUGUUUGUGUGUGUGUGUGUGUGUGUGUGUGUGUGUGUGUGUGUGUGUGUGUGUGUGUGUACAUACAUGGUGUCCUGUGAUGGACUGGCGUUCCCGUCCAGGGUGUAUUCCCGCCGUGUGCCCUGUGCUCCGGAUCCCCUACAGCCCUGACCAGGAUAAAGCGCUUACCGAAGAUGAAUGAAAAAUAAAUGACAUAAUAUUCAGUUGA